Molecule: messenger RNA, 774 nt
Organism: Mus caroli (Ryukyu mouse)
Lineage: Eukaryota; Metazoa; Chordata; Mammalia; Rodentia; Muridae
Gene: Ppp1r27
Product: protein phosphatase 1 regulatory subunit 27
Molecular function (GO): phosphatase binding
Source: RefSeq, a predicted model, not a curated record
AGGAAAGCUUACACAGAUCUGGUCUGGUAGGGACACUUCUCACUCAUACCCACAGAGAUAGCCCACCUCAAUCCCAGGAUGCCCAGCCGAACGGUCCGCUAUGCUCGCUACAGCCCCCGACAACGGAGGCGGCGGAUGUUGGCCGAUCGGAGCGUGCGCUUCCCUAAUGAUGUUCUCUUCUUGGACCACAUCCGCCAAGGCGACCUGGAGCAGGUGGGACGCUUUAUCAGGGCCCGGAAAGUCUCCCUAGACACUAUCUAUCCCUCAGGACUGGCUGCUCUGCAUGAAGCUGUGCUCUCUGGAAACCUAGAGUGUGUGAAGUUGCUAGUCAAAUACGGGGCUGACAUUCACCAGCGGGAUGAGACAGGCUGGACACCACUGCACAUCGCUUGCAGUGAUGGGUACCCUGACAUAGCCAGGUAUCUCAUCUCUUUGGGGGCAGACAGAGAUGCAGCCAAUGAUGAUGGCGAUCUGCCCUCUGACCUUAUUGACCCGGACUUCAAAGACUUGGUGGAACUCUUCAAAGGAACCAGCAUGGACUGAGCCAGGCGAGCCCUUUGGGGCUUGCGCCUCCUUGGGGAAGUGGCAAGCACCUUGCCCCAAGGACUAGAGUGCCCACUGGACAUGCAGUGAGGCAGCCAGGCUGGUUAGGACUUGUGGGGCACGACCCUCUUGCCCCUAUACCCAUUUCUCUGGCCUGGCUUUUUCUCCAGGUUUGUUUGUUUUUUAAUGGUGAUACUUUUUACUUUUUCAAUAAACGUAAUUCCCAAGCUG